ACAAACACACAGCUGCUCGGAACCAUGACAGAAGAUGACGGAUACAGUUGUCGUGGAGGGACAAGUCAAGUUUAGAGAUGGCAAAAAGUGGAAGACGAGGUGGUUGGUGCUUCGAAAACCCUCUCCGGUCGCAGACUGUCUGUCUCUCCUGGUGUAUAAGGAGAGGAAGAAGGAAAAGGAGAAAGGGCGUAGCCACAAGGAGAAGCUCAGUAUAACAUUAGAGGGGAUCUGUGGUGUGGAGCCAGGGCCAGGAUAUGAUGGGGUGGCUUACACCCUCUCCAUUCUCUGCCUUGGAAACACUGUGACCCUGGGCUUCAGAAGCCGAGAGGCCCUGUUGGCAUGGGAUGCUCGCCUCAGGUACAGCCUUGGAGAAGUCCACAGGUUCAACGUCAACGUUCAACCAGGUACCAAGCUGGAGAGCGGACCAGCCGCCCUCCACCUGUGCAACAACCUGCUGGUCCUCACCAGGGACCAUCCCCCGGCUGUCUGCGGCCACUGGAGGUUGCCUGAGCUACGUCGCUACGGUGCCGUGCCCAAUGGCUUUGUGUUCGAGGGAGGAACUCGAUGUGGAUACUGGGCUGGUGUGUUCUUCUUGUCCUGUCCAGAGGGGGAGCAGAUCAGUUUCCUAUUUGACUGCAUUGUCAGAGGUAUCUCCCCAAGCAGGGCUCCUCAUGGCCUCAGACCAGCUCUACCAGGGCCUGGUGUUAGCCCAUCCCAGUCAGAGGAGCAGAUCAACCUGGAGGCGUCAGAGCUGGAGAAAAGGCUCAGUAUGCUGUCUCAGUGCACCAGUUCAAGUGGCACAGCUUCCACCUACAGCUACAGCACUGCCAUUGCUGUAGAUGACCACAGCAGCAUCUCCAGUUCCUCCUCCAGCCAAUCAGAUGCGAGCUAUGGAAGCAGACUGCCAGCAUGGGUGGAGCCAACAACCAAACCACACCUCCCCACUGACACGCCUUCAAGCUCCUCCACACUAAAGGGCCUGACCAGUUCAGAUGACCGGCUUUAUGCCGCUGUCAUGGCAGCCUCCAUGACUCCUCCACCCUCCAAGCAGCUUCAUCCUCGCAGCCUCCAUGACAGCGGGCGGCAGAGUUCAUUAGACAGUGGGAUUGGGAUGGUGGCAGGCAGCCAGUCCUCUUACUCUGGCAGUUUCUCCUCCUAUACAGGCAGUCUGGACACCACCAGUCAGGGUGGAGGGGAGGAGUUUGGGUCCUUGGUCAGUUUACCAGCUAUUCCUCCUCCUCCUCCUCCUGCUCCUCUCCUGCCUCCUUUAUCUAUAGUUGAGCAAAAUUCUGCUGGUUCUCCUCCCUGCUCUUGUCCCUCUAGAUCUGACUGUAGUGCCUCUAGUGCCGCCCAUAGGCAAAAUGAGGAACAGCAUUUCCCCAGCCUGCUCACACAACACUAUGACACCCCAAGAAGCCUUCUGCAGAGCCUGUCCCUGAAGGACCACCCAACCCCGGGAGGGUCACUUGAAUUGGGCAAGGUCAGAGGGAAUGAAGGGGCUACUGAUCAGGGCAAAGGGCUGCACGGCAGCACCACAGAACCCUCUUCUCAGCAGGUAGCGGCUCAAUGCCAUGCUAAUGUGCAACACUCCCUCUCGUGGGGCAGUGAGACGGCACCCUCUGUGGACAGUGUUGGGAGGUGCACACCCAGGCCAACACUGUCAGCAGGCUGCCCCAUUGGUGCAAGUACACAGUGCAGUCAUGCUUUCAACAACUACAUCACACCAGAGCAGUGGCGCUCUGCACAGAGCAGAGACUCGACAAAGUUUUCCAGCUCUCCUCCAUCCGGGCUGCAACCUGCAGGUCCACCAGGUGUGUACUACACACCAGUCGUGGUACGGGAGGAGGGAGAUGACAGUAACGGUAGGGGUGCUGGCAGUGACAUGGCAGGUCUACUGAGUCCCGAGUGUCCUCCGCCCUCCUCUGCCCCCGCAUCGCCACACAGCGCUCUGUGUUUGCACAGGCCGAUGUCGCUCACUGACUCCGGUUCGGCUGGUGAACAGAUGGAUUCGCCCAAGAGAGAUGGCCACAGGCAGGACGGACAGAGUCUGAUGCUUCAGAUUUCACGUGAAGCGCCAUCAUUUCUGCGCUCAGACACGAGGCCCCGGAGCGACGCCACCGUUAACUACGUCAACAUCCCCAUCAGCCCUGUGGUGCCUAGAGCCCAGGGCGAGCUUCUCUACAUGGAGCUCGACCUGCACAAGCCCAGACCCUCCUCAGCUUCCAGCCUGCCCACUGCUCCGAGAGAGGGCUCCACCAGGUAUGCCCACCUGGACAUCACUGCCAUGGAAACCGCUCAGAGGGUGGGAGCAGAACACGCCCACGGCAGGGAGGAGAGACUGAUCCAGUUGGAGAGCAGCAGGAGAAGAGCCAACUGACCUCCUCCGGCCCA
Lampris incognitus (smalleye Pacific opah) is the source of this 2391-nucleotide messenger RNA. It is a transcript of the gene dok7b, whose product is annotated as docking protein 7b. Lineage: Eukaryota; Metazoa; Chordata; Actinopteri; Lampriformes; Lampridae. The transcript has 14 exons. Bases 35 to 2377 code for a protein of 780 amino acids. Gene Ontology annotation, molecular function: protein kinase binding. The record is from RefSeq and is a predicted model, not a curated record. Gene Ontology annotation, biological process: positive regulation of protein tyrosine kinase activity; neuromuscular junction development.